Molecule: messenger RNA, 6144 nt
Organism: Kogia breviceps (pygmy sperm whale)
Lineage: Eukaryota; Metazoa; Chordata; Mammalia; Artiodactyla; Physeteridae
Source: RefSeq, a predicted model, not a curated record
GCGAGCGCGGCUCGACUCGGUGCCCGGGCAGCUCCACAUUGUUGCGGAUCGCUGGGACCCGGCAGAGCGAGCAGCUGCGGCGCUGCGGGGACGCGGCGCCCCGGGUCGCUCUCCUCGCCUGGAGCCACACCGCCCGAUCGCCUGGGCCGCCGAGCCGCGCGCCCUCCGCCUGGGCCCCGAGCCCACCGCGCCGCCCGCCCGCCGCCCUCGCUCGUCCCGCCGCCCUCGGAGGACGGCCGCCCAUGGACGCCUUCAAGUUGGAGCCGAGCGGGAGGGUGUGAGCGCGCCGGGGGCCGGGAGCCCGCGCCGGGCAGCCGGGCGCGCCGGGGGUGGGUCCCUCUCCCCAGCCCGGCUCUGAGUGGAAGAAGAGGGCGGGGACCGGCGCGGGGAGGAGAGCGGAGGAGGAGAAGGGGGCAUGACUCGUGCAACUUGCGGCGGGCAUCUGCCGAGCCUCUGAGCCGGCGGCCGCCCGGGGCCCGGAUUGCGUCCGCGCCGAUCCCACCCAGCCCACCCCGCCCCGGCCGAAGGCUGAGGUUGACCUGGAUCUUCAGAGCGCCCGCCGGCCUGCAGGGAUCGCCUUCGUCUUCCGGGCUGCUUUCUGGAGCGCGAGGAGCGCUCUCCUCGCGGCCCCUCUCGCCGGACCCCCGGACCCCGAUGGCUCGGAUGGGGCUUGCGGGCGCCGCUGGACGCUGGUGGGGACUCGCUCUCGGCUUGACCGCCUUCUUCCUCCCAGCAACCUGUGAGCUAGAGAGGACUGGAUUAUCUGCCCCAUUUAUCAGACGAGGGAACCGAGGCCUGGGAAGGUGAAGCAGCUGGUGGCCCCUCUGCUGAGCCUCUGCUCAAAAAGCAGCACAUUCAACCCUCAUCAAAAAUAAGGGUGUGGACGGAUAUUUACUGCCAUGGAGCAACAUUGAUGAUAUAUCACUAAGUGAAAAGACAGUUUAUGGAACAGAUUACGGCGCCCACACCCAGGUGGUCCAGGUGAACGACUCCAUGUACGGUUUCAUCGGCACGGACGUGGUGCUGCACUGCAGCUUCGCCAACCCGCUGCCCGGCGUGAAGAUCACCCAGGUCACGUGGCAGAAGGCCACCAACGGCUCCAAGCAGAACGUGGCCAUCUACAACCCUGCCAUGGGCGUCUCGGUGCUGGCCCCCUACCGUGAGCGCGUGGAGUUCCUGCGGCCCUCCUUCACAGAUGGCACCAUUCGCCUCUCCCGCCUGGAGCUGGAGGAUGAGGGCGUCUACAUCUGCGAGUUUGCCACCUUCCCUGCCGGCAAUCGAGAGAGCCAGCUCAAUCUCACUGUGAUGGCCAAACCCACCAACUGGAUAGAGGGCACCCAGGCAGUGCUUCGAGCCAGGAAGGGGCAGGAUGACAAGGUCCUCGUGGCCACCUGCACCUCGGCCAAUGGGAAGCCUCCCAGUGUGGUGUCCUGGGAGACGCGGCUGAAGGGUGAGGCGGAGUACCAGGAGAUCCGGAACCCCAACGGCACGGUGACCGUCAUCAGCCGCUACCGCCUGGUGCCCAGCCGGGAAGCCCACCAGCAGUCCCUGGCCUGCAUCGUCAACUACCACAUGGACCGCUUCCGUGAAAGCCUCACCCUCAAUGUGCAGUACGAGCCCGAGGUGACCAUCGAGGGCUUCGAUGGGAACUGGUACCUGCAGCGGAUGGAUGUGAAGCUCAAGUGCAAAGCUGAUGCCAACCCCCCAGCCACCGAGUACCACUGGACCACGCUGAAUGGCUCCCUCCCCAAGGGUGUGGAGGCCCAGAACAGAACUCUCUUCUUCAGGGGACCUAUCAACUACAGCCUGGCAGGAACCUACGUCUGUGAGGCCACCAACCCCAUCGGCACCCGCUCAGGCCAGGUGGAGGUCAAUAUCACAGAGUUCCCCUACACCCCGUCUCCUCCCGAACACGGGCGGCGCGCCGGGCCAGUGCCCACGGCCAUCAUUGGGGGCGUGGUGGGGAGCGUCCUGCUGGUGCUGACCGUGGUUGGCGGCAUCGUGGUGGCCCUGCGCCGGCGCCGUCACACCUUCAAGGGUGACUACAGCACCAAGAAGCACGUGUACGGCAAUGGCUACAGCAAGGCCGGCAUCCCCCAGCACCACCCGCCCAUGGCCCAGAACCUGCAGUACCCUGAGGACUCGGACGACGAGAAGAAAGCCGGCCCCCUGGGCGGCAGCAGCUACGAGGAGGAAGAAGAGGAGGAGGGCGGAGGGGGCGAGCGCAAGGUGAGCGGCCCUCACCCCAAAUAUGAUGAGGACGCCAAGCGGCCCUAUUUCACGGUGGAUGAGGCGGAGGCCCGUCAGGACGGCUGCUACGGGGACCGGACUCUGGGCUACCAGUACGACCCUGAGCCGCUGGACUUGGCCGAAAACAUGGUUUCUCAGAACGACGGGUCUUUCAUUUCCAAGAAGGAGUGGUACGUGUAGCCCCGUCUGCAGAGCCCCUGCCCCAAGCCCACACCCGCACGCCCCCUGCCCGCCCCCCACCGUCCACUGCCCCAGGAGCUCGGCAGAGACUCACCCAGCUGCUCGGGGUACCUGGGAGCCCAGGGCACGCGACCUGGCUUUGUUUUGAUUUCCUCCCUGCCCCCCCACCCUCCCCCAUGGUGUGUGUUCACUGUGGCUUCGGUGUUGCUGGUACCUUUCCUCCCCUGACCUCACCUGCCGCCCUCCGCAGGGAGCCCUAGUCCCGUCUUGUGUACCUAGACAUCCCUCCGGGAUUUGGGGAGCCAGCCCUCCCCCGCCCCCAACACUGGAAUUUGUCUGUGUCCUCUCUCUGCGGGUGGAGGGCUGAAGGGGCUCCAAGAGGAGAAGCCCCCUGCCGCCGACCCCAGAUGCUGCUCCUUUUUCCCUGGGAGAGGGAACCCGGCACCCACUCCCCCAUCCCACCGUGAGCUGACCAGCUGGAGUUCGAACCCCCGGUCUAGGCAGCCAUUGCACCCAAGGGGUAGGGGAGGGGGGGCGGCUUUUCCGAAGCACCCAGGGUUGUCUUUGUUUGUUAAGUGAAUCAAGCUGAAGUCCCCACCUGAGGCCUUGGGCAGUGUGUUUUCCUGGCAAGGUUAGUUUUACAUUUUUUUUCCUCAUUGGCCUCCAGAGAGUUAAGGUAGACUCUGGCCCACACUUCCGAUACACUUCUACCAACACGUACGCACACUUACACACACACACACACUUACACACACACACACACACACACACACACACACACGCUGCCCAUGUCUACCCCUGUGCUCCCCCUGGGGUCACAUGCCUUACCCAGGCUGGACACUGCCCAAGACCCGCCUCUCUGCUCCACCUCUCCCCCUUCCUUCCAGCUGAGGAUGGGGGCAGCCUUCAGAAGCUUCCAGGGAGAGCUGAGACUGGUCCCUUCGGUGCCUCCACCCUAGCAUCUCAGGCUGGCUCUUAACUGCUUCUUAUAGCAUGGAAGUUUCUUGAAUUUCUCCCUAUCUAUCAAGUGCUAGCAACUCUUGAUUUUCUUGGGGAGUCAGAGCUGGGAUCCCAGAAGGGAAUGACCUCCAGGAGCUACAGGUGAAGGAGGAUCAAUGCAGAGGGCAACAGAGAAGGAAGCCCGCACAAUAGGAGCUCUGCAAACACAGGCUGAUAAGACUGCAGAGCGCAGGUAGCUCCUGGCCCACAAAGGCCAGUGUAGGUGCUCCGGGCCUGCCAGAAAGUGCGAGGGGAACGGGAAGCCAGGGAUCCUGAGUCUGAAGCUCCUGCUCGCCACCCUCCCCGUCCUGCUUCAGCUCUCCCUGGUCUCCAUUCUGGAUGAGGUGGGGAACCCUGGAGAAGCUUCCCCUUUGAGUUGUAGAUUCCCUUCUUGAAUGGGGCUCUGGGUUCCUGUCAAUCACCCGAGACUGAUGGUCUUCCCCAGGAUGCCAUGGAGCAAGGCCCCUCCCAGCCCCUUCUUUGCUCCCCCAGCUCAAAGUGCCUCAGUCCCUCCAUUUGCCUACCCCAUCCCCCCAGCACUCUAGAUGGGAAAGACCCUGGGAUGGGAGAGACAGCUUCAUGCCCGCUCAUGAGGAUUCCAGUGGACUUAGCCCAGGGCGCAGGGGCUCUGUGGAAUGGCAAGUGUUGGGGGGAGGAAGGCACACCACUCUGUGCCCCACGGGCACCAACGUACCCCGCCAUAGGCUUCCCAAGGGAGCCCCCAGCCUCCCGCCCUACUCCUCCCCUCCCUGGUGCUGCUGUGGAACCCCCAGCCAGCUCCGUCUCUGCCCUGGCAACCCUGGACCCACCAGCUGGAUCACGCUCCUCCCCCAGCCUCCACUGCCCUAGCCCCAGCCCAGACCACCCAGUAGCCACGUAGCAGAAGUCUGAAGCCAUGCCAGCCCUGGGGCGGCACUCCCCUCUCUUGGCAUUGGGGGUACUGGAUGGGAUGGAGUUGGGAGAAACUUCUGGGGUCUUUCUAGCCACAGGGCAGAGGGGGUGAAGGAGCUGGGCUGCAUCUCCCAGCAGUAUUAGUGUCCCCCCCAGGGCAGAGGACCUUUUCCAUGUUACAUCACUACCCCAUCCCACCUCACACCACCCUGGCCCCUCUGCUUGGUCCCCUUGCCCCCAGGCAGGAGGAAAUCCCAGGGGCCUGCCUGAUAGAGGCAUUCUCUGUCCCCUUGAAAUCACAAGACUGAAAAGACUCUUCCUCUUGUGUCUCCCGUAUCUGCACUGCCACCCCCUCUUCCUCCUUCUAUGAUGGACUUAGGAGGCCCCCGGGCCUAGCCAAAGCACUGAGUCCCCCUUAAGACACCUCCAAGCCCUCCCCUCCAGCAAAGCACAAAUUGUGGGGUCCAUGCCAGAUGUGUGGGCCACGUAGGAGGCUCCUGCCUUGGCGGGGACCCAUCAGCAGCACGCCCAGCAGGGCAGCUGCUACCCGGGGCCAAGAGUCGGCACGAGGCCGGGGUCGGCACUUGGGCCUGGGGUGACGGGGUUUUCUGUGCCCCAAGUUUGUGGGGCGGUGGGUACUACUGCUGCUGGGCCCAUAGCCACAGCCGCUGGCACAGGGGAGUCCUGGCCCAGCAGAGAGACAAGGACGUCUUGCUUCUCCGUGCCCCCAACAUGAGCUGAGCUUCUGCCUUUGCUGGAAAUGAAAUAAACUUGGUCUGCAUUGUGCCAAGGCCUCCCCCCACUUGUCAUCCUGCCUCUUGUUGCCCUCCCCGUCCCUGCCCGCCCCCCACUCCACCAAUACCCCUCUUUCCUUAAGAUUUUGAUAUUGUUCUAAUGUGUAACAACCCUCUGAGUCCCCUUUGACGGGAAGGAUCUGAAGAGCAGCGCACAUGGAAUCAGGGAACACAGGCACGCACGCGCAGCCCCGUCAGGCCUGGCCCAUGCGUGCGCGGGGGCGCACGCCCCCCGACAGACCCAAGCACAGGUGCCCCAGCCCCACAGACGUGCCAAGGGGCUGGGCUGGUCCUGCUGAAAGCCCUUCAGGAAAAACGGAUUUCCCAGCGCUCGGGCCAUAAGAGAGACUCACGGGGGCCCUCUUUCCCAGGCAUGUGCCCCCAUGCCAACGCCCCUCCCGCGUGCCCGAGUCACUGGUGCAAUAAUUUUUCUGCCAUCCUCCAAGCAGAGGAAUCGAGGAUUGUGUUAGGUGGUGUGGGCAGCUCACGUGGGAGCAGGGGAGGGCUGCCAGGCCCCCCGGGGGCCAGACGGAGACCUUCUAGGCCUGACUGCCACCAGGAACCCUCAGGUGGGCCCCACCAGGCCCCAGGCCCACGGGGAGACGUGCCCAGGCCCCUGUGCCAUGGCCCAGGCGGUGAGGGCUUCUGGGACCUCGCUGCUGCCGCCCGAUCGUAAGGCCAGAGGAGCCCCUGCCCCACCCAGUGUGUGCUGCUCUUCUGACUCCUGCCGUGAGGAAUGGGAUUCUUGGCCGGAAACAAACAAAAACAAUGGUUCUUUUUUUGUAUAAAUGGAAACAAAAUCCAGGAGAAGCUGCCCCCUCCCCUCCCCCCAGAGUGUGAUGCACUACCUUUGCUUCAAUUUCUUAGUCACUGUUUUCGUCUUUGGUCCCAGGGACGGCCCAGCAGAUUCUCCUGGUUCUAACCCAGGGGGUGUUUGCAUCACCCCCUUUUACUUGUAUAAAAAAAAAAAAAAAUGAUGGGUUGAAAAAUGUACUGAGAAAAAAAAAUGUACUUUUUUAUAAAUAAAGUC